CAGCAGACCCAGCAGUGCACAGCAGCCAAUGUGCUGGGUAUAGCGGGAGCCGAGGCGGGAGCGACAUAGGCGAAUGCCGGGCACAGUUAGACGAAGGCUGGCUAUAAAGCAAAACGCUGAAACUAGAGAGGACUCCCUAGUUCUAGAGUUUCUGGAGUAAACUAUAGUUGAAGCCAGCCUCCAUUGUGAUUCUCUCCCGUCUCCAGUGUAUUGGUGGACGAUUGUCUCAUGUGUGUGUGCCUCAUCGUCGUCUUCCCAAUCCAGAGUGCAGUGCCUAUUUUUCGACAACCACUUUUGCAGAGAUAACUUAUUCGUCUUAGACACCGGACGCCAGGCUAUUAGCUCUCACGGAAAGAUCGACUUCAAAAAAUUGAAAUUUUAUAAGGAGCCUAUACAUUAUUCAACAUGACGAGUUAUCAAAUCGUCCCGACGGUUGAGUCUCUUUCUGCCGCACCUCAACGUACACCUAGCAAAACAGAGAGAUGCCAAGUGACGAGUGGACGACCUUGAUUAACUGUUUCCUUCGCUAUAACCCUUCACGUUAAUGCAUUUAGCUAAAGGAAAAAAAGAAAAGUGACGUAACCUAAUACCGGUAGGUGAGGAGACCCAAAAGUUGAAUGCCGCCGGAGCAAGAGAAGAACUCUGUUUUUCACCGUUGCCAAUCCAAACCAAAGUGUAUCGACGACGAUGGCUGAUGCUUGUUAUAUUUCUUCUGGUUUCCAUGUCAAGUGCCUUUCAGUGGAUCCAGUUUGCCAUUAUCAACAAUCUGAUUAUGAAAUAUUACAACGUUGACUCAACAACCGUUGAUUGGACUUCUCUGGUUUAUAUGGUUACUUACAUUCCGCUUAUUUUCCCUGGGGCCUGGAUUAUGGACAAAGUGGGAUUACGAAUAACGCUCCUAAUGGGAGCCUUCGGGACAGCUUUGGGAGCGUGGAUCAAAGUUCUGGGCGCUGCUCCAGAUCUUUUCUAUGUGGCACUCAUUGGUCAGACGAUAACGGCCAUGUCGCAGGUUUUCAUUCUGGGUGUUCCACCCAAUGUCGCUGCCGUCUGGUUCGGAGCGGAACAGGUUUCUUCAGCGUGCUCAAUAGGUGUUUUCGGCAAUCAGUUAGGCGUGGCCCUCGGCUUUUUUCUGCCCCCUAUUUUGGUAAAGGACCACGAAAAUAUCGAUGAUAUUGGAGCCGAUUUGAAACUUAUGUUCUACAUUGUGGCGGGCGUCUGCACGGCCUUAUUCAUUGUAGUAGUGAUCGGAUUUCAAGCUAAACCGCCUCUUCCUCCGAAUGCGGCCCGCAUCGCACCUCAAUCGUCACAGCCGGUGACCUACUACCAGUCAGUCAAAACGAUUGUCACUAACAAGAAUUACAUUUUGCUUUUGAUUACGUACGGAAUCAAUGCCGGUGUCUUUUACGCUAUGUCUACCCUGCUCAAUCAAACUGUGCUUCGACAUUUUCCGGGUGAAGAAGAAAAUGCGGGUCGGAUUGGCUUGACGAUCGUCGUCUGCGGCAUGUUUGGCUCGGUAGUGUGUGGUAUCAUUCUUGACAAAACGCACAAAUUCAGGGAAACAACUCUUGUGGUGUAUGGAUUAGCAGUGGCCGGAAUGGUCGCCUACACUUUUACGUUCGAACUUCAAUAUAUCGUCAUUACGUUCGUCACGGCCGGAGCUGUAGGGUUCUUUAUGACUGGAUAUCUGCCAGUUGGAUUCGAGUUUGCAGCUGAAUUGACGUACCCUGAGCCAGAAGUGACGUCGUCAGGUUUACUGAAUGCUUCCGCCCAAGUAUUUGGUAUCGUCUUCACAAUCAUUGGGGGCUGGCUCUUGAGCAACUACGGCGAUUUGGUCUGUAACGGAAGUUUAUCGGCAGCACUGUUUUUCGGCGCUGCUCUAUCGCUUUUCAUCCGUUCCGAUCUCAGACGCCAAAGAGCCAACCAGAUCGAAGCGUUUCGAGCAAACGAAGCUAUCUAAGUGUCAUCAAUCGACUCUCUUAGCUUCACUGUCAGUAAGAGCUUUUGCCUGUCUCCAAGAGAUGCCACAUUUGCCUCACGCAAUUUCGAACAAGUUGAUUUGCUUAUUGUUAUAGAUAGUUAGGUAAACUUUGUGUCACUGUAUUAUCUGCGAUUUCAAAAUGUUGCUUCCUUCAAUGUGAUUGGCUGCUGCACAAAGUUUGCGGCUAUACCGUGAAUCCGUUACGACGAUUUCAAUGGAGAAAAAAAAGUAAAGUGAUUGAAAACUAUAUACUGUAUGUAUACUUAUAUAUAUAGCUUAUAGCCUCUAUCUUUCGGGUUCGGUCAAAAGAAAUUUAGCCUACAUUUCUGUGUUAUUACUAAUUUAGUAAAAUUGCUGUCUUCCGUACAAUGCAGGGCAUGGAAAGCAAAGUUCAAACCCAAGUUAGCUUCAUUACAGAGUAUUAUGCAUUCGAUUCUUUGUAAGCCUUUGAUGUUAAAGUUGUUUUCACUUUUCAAAACGACCCAUUUUAAACAGACCAAAAUCAUCUGGUUUGAUGAUGUGACAGUUAACAAUUAUUGCGCCAAAUAAAAAUCUAAUGCCACCA
Daphnia pulicaria is the source of this 2543-nucleotide messenger RNA. Its product is annotated as feline leukemia virus subgroup C receptor-related protein 2-like. The record is from RefSeq and is a predicted model, not a curated record. Bases 695 to 1957 code for a protein of 420 amino acids. The transcript has 14 exons. Gene Ontology annotation, biological process: transmembrane transport; heme export. Gene Ontology annotation, molecular function: heme transmembrane transporter activity; heme binding. Gene Ontology annotation, cellular component: membrane. Lineage: Eukaryota; Metazoa; Arthropoda; Branchiopoda; Diplostraca; Daphniidae.